Messenger RNA from Capsaspora owczarzaki ATCC 30864, 465 nucleotides. RefSeq lists its product as hypothetical. The coding region runs from base 1 to 465 and encodes 154 amino acids. The record is from RefSeq and is a predicted model, not a curated record. NCBI's taxonomy places the organism in Eukaryota, Filasterea, Ministeriida, Capsasporidae. The transcript has 2 exons.
AUGAUUGUCGCUGGCAUUGCAGCUCGCGCAGUGGAUCUGCUUCCUGCUGCAGCCAGAGUUCGAAACCACGCCUCGAUCGCCGCGUUGGCCCCUGCAGCCUACCGCGCUCAGCCGGGUCGUUGCACUGACACUUUUAGCAGCGGCAGUCGCAUUCGAGCUGUGCCAAGCGCUGCUGGCCGUCGCGGAAUCUCGAGCUCAGUGCAUCCUCAGCAAGCCAAGCAAGCCAAGCCAGCCAAGCAAGCCAAGCAAGCCACCCCGCUGUCCAAGGCCCCCGAGUCUGGCUCGUCAUCAUCAUCAUCACAGGCAUCGUCGUCACAAGCAUCGUCGCUGCAGGGUAGCGCAAGAACGAAGCAGAAGCGGUCGACUUUGAGCUCCAUCUCAAGCACUGCGACUGACAGCACGACUGAGACUCUUGACAGUGAUAGUACCGAUAGUAACACUAGGACAAAGGUGAGAUUGAGAUAG